Pteronotus mesoamericanus is the source of this 1332-nucleotide messenger RNA. It is a transcript of the gene GXYLT2, whose product is annotated as glucoside xylosyltransferase 2. Gene Ontology annotation, molecular function: UDP-xylosyltransferase activity. The transcript is spliced from 7 exons. The coding region runs from base 1 to 1332 and encodes 443 amino acids. The record is from RefSeq and is a predicted model, not a curated record. Lineage: Eukaryota; Metazoa; Chordata; Mammalia; Chiroptera; Mormoopidae. Gene Ontology annotation, biological process: protein O-linked glycosylation via N-acetylgalactosamine.
AUGAAGCUCCGCAGCAAAGCGGCUGCGCUGCUCCUGCUUGCUCUGUCAGCUCUGCUGCUGGCGAGGCUGACCCUGCGCACCGGCGGCGCUGAACCCCCAGCACCUCCUGCGCGUCCCGCGUCCGCCCCGCAGCGCCCUCACGCGCCGGGUCCCGCGCGCCUCCUUAGCCGAGAUACCUUCACCCGCCCUGGACAAAGCGCUCAGAGGCGCCGGCCACCGGGUUCGCGCCCCCGAGCCGGCCACCGGGGCUCAGCGAGCCUGGAAAAGUUGGCGAGGAGACCUGGAGAACCCAGGAGUUUUCAUGCUGUGCUGCCACCCAAGCUCUGGAUCCAUCUGGCUGUGGUGGCCUGUGGCAGUCGUUUAGAGGAGACACUUGUUAUGCUAAAAUCAGCCGUGCUCUUUAGCCACAGGAAGAUGCAAUUCCACAUUUUCACUGAAGAAUCUCUGAAGCCCGAGUUUGAUAAACAGUUACGACAGUGGCCUGACUCAUAUACAAAGAAGUUUGAGCACAGAAUCUACCCCAUCACAUUUUCAGUGGGAAACCCUCAAGAAUGGAAGAAAUUGUUCAAACCCUGUGCUGCUCAGAGACUCUUUCUUCCGGUGAUUUUAAAGGAUGUGGACUCACUUCUCUACGUGGACACUGAUGUUCUCUUUCUGAGACCUGUUGAUGACAUCUGGAAAUUUCUGAGGCAGUUUAAUUCUACCCAGCUUGCAGCCAUGGCCCCAGAGCAUGAAAUCCCCAAAAUUGGCUGGUAUAGCCGCUUUGCUCAACACCCUUUUUAUGGCUCUACAGGAAUUAAUUCAGGAGUCAUGCUAAUGAAUUUAACUCGUAUAAGAACUGCCCAGUUCAAGAACAGUGUGAUUCCAACAGGCUUAGCUUGGGAGGACAUGUUGUAUCCUCUGUACCAGAAGUACAAGAAUGUCAUCACAUGGGGAGACCAGGAUUUAUUAAAUAUUAUUUUUUACUUCAAUCCAGAGUGUCUCUAUGUGUUCCCCUGCCAGUGGAACUACCGUCCCGAUCACUGCAUGUAUGGAAGCAACUGCAAAGGGGCUGAGCUUGAAGGUGUAUCUGUUCUGCAUGGGAACCGGGGUGUCUACCAUGAUGAUAAGCAGCCAACUUUCAAAGCACUCUAUGAAGCAAUACGGGAUUUUCCCUUUCAAGACAAUCUUUUUCAAUCCAUGUAUUACCCUCUUCAGCUGAAGUUUUUGGAAACUGUGCAUACUUUAUGUGGACGAAUCCCACAAGUUUUUCUGAAGCAAAUUGAGAAAACAAUGAAAAGGGCUUAUGAGAAACACAUCAUCAUCCAUGUUGGCCCCAAUCAGAUGCACUGA